Molecule: messenger RNA, 450 nt
Organism: Harpia harpyja (harpy eagle)
Lineage: Eukaryota; Metazoa; Chordata; Aves; Accipitriformes; Accipitridae
Gene: TICAM2
Product: TIR domain containing adaptor molecule 2
Biological process (GO): positive regulation of canonical NF-kappaB signal transduction; positive regulation of natural killer cell activation; TRIF-dependent toll-like receptor signaling pathway
Molecular function (GO): protein kinase binding
Source: RefSeq, a predicted model, not a curated record
AUGACUGAGGCUGUUUUCUUUAAGUUUGUGGUUCUGCAUGCUGACAAUGAUGCAGAUCAAGCCAUCCAGAUCCAGAACCUGCUGCAGAAUAAAUUUUGUGUUAAAUCUGGAAUAACCUUUGCAGCAAUGCCUUGUAGUGAACGUGUCUUGGAAAACUUAAGUGAUGCUGUGAAUGGCUCAGCAUGGGCUAUCAUGCUAUUGACAAAUUUUCUGAAUGGAUCUUGGUAUGUAUUCCAGUCUUUCACCUUCCUUGCUCUUAACAGGAUAAAUUACAACUCGAUACCUGUGAGGCCACUGAAUAACCCACUUACCAGGAGAAGACUUUUUUUUGUUUUGCAGGCUAUUAAUGCACUGUAAGAGGAUAGUCCUGGCUUUGCUAAACAAGUGGAGAAAAUUUUCCACAAGUCUACAUACAGGCAACAGCGAGAGAUAGAGAGGGAGGAAGGAUGA